GUCUCUGACUGGUCAUAUUGGCAUUCAAAGUUUGUCAACUCGAAAGACCAUGCUAAGGAACUUAAAUGUGUGCAGUUCCAUUCCAAGAAGAGUUUGGAUCAAACCACUUGGUUAUGGAUCAGCAUGCAUAUCAACUCUCAGUGGAUGUAGUAAUUACAGCAGGACAGCUGUCGUGUCAUCCGUGCAGAAAAAAACAUUAUCACAGUAUGCAAUCAAUAGUAGUAAUCAAUUGGUGAAAGGAUUAUCAAAGAACAAUGUCAACUUUGAUCGAAAUCCGAAAAUUUUACCUUCAAAUUGUAUAUUAUUGCAGAGAUGUCUUGCACCAGCAGCAACAAGCCCAUAUUUGAAACACUUUCAUGAGGAUAGAAAAACAACAGCCUUGACCGUGCUGGGCAGCCUUAAGGAACUGAAAACCUCACCUAUUCCUGCUCUUGUGUUGGGAUUCUCUGGUCUUAUUCCUUUUGUGGCAGCCCCAAUGUACAUUGUUACGAGUCAGUUGUUUUUGCCCGACAUAGCUUUUGCUCAGGUGGUAUAUGGUGCCACUAUCUUAUCUUUCUUAGGAGGCGUACGAUGGGGUAUGACCAUUCCAGAAAAUGGUAUUCUACGGCCCAAUUGGUUCAAUUUGACUUACAGUGUCACUCCGUCCCUAGUAGCAUGGGCUGGAGUUCUUAUGCCAAGUCCAUUUUCUUCAUUGACACUUAUGCUUGGCCUAGCUGGAGCUUGCUAUAUGGACAUGGUAUCUUAUGGUUAUCCCCCAUGGUUUAAAGGCCUCAGAUUUACUCUAACUUUUGUAGCCAUUCUCUCUUUGUGGACAACACUUAUGUGUAGCCUGUUAAUGGAUACUGAUCCAAAGAAACAAGAAAAGAAAGCAGAAUAGAAAUUAUCAGUUCCCAACAAUGUAGCAUUUUUAAUGAAAAAUGUUGUUAAAAUUAUAUGAAAUUUUGACUAUA
Molecule: messenger RNA, 950 nt
Organism: Ylistrum balloti
Lineage: Eukaryota; Metazoa; Mollusca; Bivalvia; Pectinida; Pectinidae
Product: transmembrane protein 69-like
Exons: 2
Coding region: 50-877 (275 amino acids)
Source: RefSeq, a predicted model, not a curated record